Molecule: messenger RNA, 639 nt
Organism: Fusarium redolens
Lineage: Eukaryota; Fungi; Ascomycota; Sordariomycetes; Hypocreales; Nectriaceae
Exons: 3
Coding region: 1-639 (212 amino acids)
Source: RefSeq, a predicted model, not a curated record
AUGACGUCGAUCUCAGAGAUGAUUGAUUUCUUAUGGCGGCCCCCACAGAAAGAACCUGGAGUCAAGAGUCGUCUACUUGAUAGGAAAGAUUCAGAGAACUUCCAGUAUUAUCAUAACUGGGGUUUUACUGUUUACCAAUAUUCUAAAACGACCGGAAAUAGAAGUGGGGUUUAUAUGCCAACAAAAGCAAUGCGAGAAGACUUAUCAUUACUUGACGGUCUUGACAUUACUCAAAUUCAAGAGCUGUAUCGUGAGGAGCUUCCGGAGGCCAGAAAAAAUAUAGAAGGGACUAAAUCCUGCUUUAUAUUUGUUGCCGAUGAGAGUGUCUUGAGAGAUAUCGCUCGUGGAGUGUUUGUAAUUAAAGUUGUUGGUUAUGAUUGGGACGAGGAUCGAGCCGGCCAGGGUUGGAUGAGAAUCCCAACGGGCGAUGUCCUGAGCCUUUGGGAGACCCUUUUACUUUAUGACUAUAUGGGUUCUGACGUAUACGAGGAGAUUGAUUAUCUCUGGUUUGGAGAGGAGUUGGAAAAGUACACUUGGCCAGGCGAUGCCUCCAUUUAUCCAACUGGCGGUUGUUCCGAAGCUCGAACUGCAUAUCCACGUAGUAGGCCUGGAUAUUCUCAGUUCAGGCUUGAUUAUUAG